AUGUCGGCCAACACUCAGUCCACAGCUCUUGUCAAUCCAUAUGCGGGUUACAAAAUUCAGCCCGAAUUCAUCACCCUUGAUCCUGAGUCUCCUCAAGAGCUCCGCAAAGGGGAAGUGAUAGCUUGUGCUCUAGACGGCUUCAUGUUUCUCAAAGGGACCAAAUAUGCAUACCUCCAUCAAGGUGCUGAUGCGUAUUGGUGGAGGGGCAUCAUUGCAUUUGGAUUUGUGACGCCGCUGUGCGGCUCUUUCAAAUACUUCACGUGGUCGGGACAUUGGGGGGCUGACUGGGAAGAGAAGCAUUUAGAAACCAUCAUAAUUACAAACAUUGUCCAUAUAUCCAAGGAAAGGAACAUCAACUGGCAAAAUGGGACGGAGGACAUACUCUGGAUAGAAACAAAACAUGGCUAUAGCUACGCUUUGCUGGAGCCCAACGCGCAGUACGAUGGGGGCUAUUGGCGACCGGUAACGGAGUCUUGGGCAAGUACCUCGGCUGAUGGUGUUUCAGCUAAUCCUGCCUUCAAACCACUGCCGUGGCAUAGCCCAAGGCCUGCAUGGUGGGACGCAUUGGGAGACGAGCAAUGGGAGUACCUCGUCAAUACAUACUGGAAGAGUGACGCUUCCGAGGCGUGGUCGGAUUUGCCAACUGCUGAUGAUCAGUCGCAAGCAAACUUGGAAACCACGGUUGCCGCUUCAUCCCUGCCGCCUCCGGAAUAUAUCACUGUGGACUCCGGAUCGUCAAGUGAGGAGGAACCAGCUGUGGUGCUUGUCCGGACCAAGCCGCCAGUGACCAAGGGCGAAAAACAAGUAAACAGGAAGAAGAAACAAAAAGCCUCAAGUCAAUUUGGUGCACGGUUGUCAUCAAAGUCAAGCAAGAAAACGAAAUACAAGAAGUUCAAGGUGAUCAACGCUCCUGACUCGGGUGAAGAGAAGGUUACCACAUCUGUCAGGGCCUCUCGGGGCGAGGCAUCCAAAUUGCCUUCCCAAGCACAUCUGGGAAAGGGUAAGGCACGCCAAGCUCAAGAUAAUAACCAGAAGCAAAGAGUAUACUCUGGUCAAGGAGAGGCUUCCACUUCUCAGAAAAGAAGAGUCACAGAGCCGAUCUAUGUUGAAUCCAGCUCAGACAAGGAUGAGAAAACCCUUUCUUUGCCCGUCUCAGAUUUGCCAUCUGCAAGCAUAGAACUUUUGGAAAUAGGGAGUAUCGAUUCUCACAUGACCUUCCCCAGCAAUUUCAAACUCACUCCUUACAUCGAGCCAUUCAGCUCUAGAUACCUUGAAGCAUACUUUUCGUCGCCCGAAUACUGUUAUGUCUUGCUUCAGUCUUCAGUCACCCACCUUCCUCGACCCUUGUUUGCUAAAGGGGGCUUUAACAAUGUUACAGAUCAUUGGAUCCCCAACUUCCUGCUUUAUCAAUAUCUAAAGAGUUACUGGAAGGACGAUGUGUGGGAGGUGAAUUUAAAAAAGAACGUUGUUAAACAGGAGCAAGACAAACUGGUUGACGACGUACAAGAGGAAACGGAGUCAUGCGUCUCAAUCCCUCAGAGUAUGCUGGAUAAAGGGGACAUCUUCCCAUGUCCGCGGUGUGUGUCUGAGCGUGGCUUGACUUCAAUCGGAUACUUCAUCAAUCAAGGACACAAGGCGACAAUGAGGGUAGCACCAACAUGCUCAUUGAUUCUGGUGAUAUAUCACCUCAAGGUAUUCCAACAUUUGGCAGAGUCGCUGUGGCGCCAAUUGCAUGCUGCCUUGGCGGCUUUUCACGUCACCGUAGCCGCUGAAACGCGGCUUAUACACAAAGAGUUUAGAGAAGGCGAGUCAGCACACCUGCUUGACGAGAUAGAUGCAAAUCGCCCUUUCCACCUUGCCAUUGUUUUUCUUACUGAAGGAGAUCCGCAAGGCGGAUGGUGGCAUACUUCUCAACACGGCAAUCAGAAGAGCUCGAGCGUCGCAGAAGAUCAAUUUCUCGAGACGUGCCUAUAUACGUUAAGAAAGAUUGCCCGAAGAGCAUUGACCGCUCGCGUUUUUGGUGUGUCCUGCGGGUUUAACCUGCAAACUAAAGGCUCUCUGAAUAGGAUUAAGGAAUAUCUGCAGCGUACUGCCUUCACGUCUAUUGUGCUCCCAAGCACUUGCUCCCUGCUCAUGUGCGAGUAUCUGGCCGAGCAGAAGCUGCCGCUCAACGUCCGGCAGGUUCAGUAUGCGCCUAUAGCUUUACGACCGCUGGGUGUACAGCUACCCGUGGCUCGAGCCAUAUGUGGAUGCUUGGAGAACCUGCAAACCAACUGGGCGUUUAAGAAGCAGCUUCCUAACGGACCUGAGAUUAUAUUUAUUUAUUGUUCCAGAUGCUGCGGAAUGGAGCUACAGGUUGGAAUAUUCCCUGGCUCGCGGAAACAAUUGGUCUAUCAUGAGGUGACCUUCAUGUCCGAGGUUUGGGACACAAACAAGCGUCUUUUUGGGUUUCAUCCGUCAAGAAACGUUCGCAUGAAGUUAUUGCCCCCAAAUGAAGAAAAAAAGCCUUACCCAGUGGACAUUGGUCAGAUGUGGACUAAGGCGGGGUCAAAAGCGUUGGCUGUUGAGUCCAGUAUGAAUGUAGCUGAGUAA
This is a messenger RNA of Rhizoctonia solani, 2592 nucleotides long. Its product is annotated as adenosinetriphosphatase. NCBI's taxonomy places the organism in Eukaryota, Fungi, Basidiomycota, Agaricomycetes, Cantharellales, Ceratobasidiaceae. The transcript is spliced from 11 exons. The record is from RefSeq and is a predicted model, not a curated record. Bases 1 to 2592 code for a protein of 863 amino acids.